AUGGCAUCAGCAUGUGAAGCCUGCACCCACAAAUGUUUGUGUAUUCAUUCGUCUUUGGCUUUCAGUUCUCAUGUACCUUCAUUUUACAAGGUCAUGGCAGGGGAGUUCUCCUCUCAAUUGGAAAUCCCUGACGAAAUUGCAAGCAGAAUGAAUGUUAGGGUUUGUAAAGAUGUGAUUCUGACAGGGCCAAGUGGUCACUUAUGGCAUGUAAAACUCUGCCAUACUGAUGUUUCUGCAUAUUUUACAGAUGGAUGGCAAGGUUUUGUUGCUGACAAUCGUAUAAAAGCAAAAGACAUUCUUGUUUUCAGGCAUGCCAGGGAUAUGCAUUUUGUUGUUCAAGUCUUUGGUGAACAUGAACAGAAUCAUACAUUGUGUGAUCCUGAAGUAGAAAUACUCUGGGGAAAACAGAAGGAAAUUGGUUCAGCAGAUUCUGUUGGAAUAUUUAGUACUUCCUAUUAUUCUUCCACUUCUACAUGGGAUGCAGUUCCAAAGGUUGCAUCUAGCUCAUUUAUGAGGGCUAAUUCAGUCCUCAACCCUGUGAACAGUAUGGAGCCAAUGUUUUCACUGACCUUAACCAAGAGUGCAACAUCUGCUUAUUAUAACCUUACCAUUCCAAAAGAUUUUGCAAAGCGCUGGUUACCAAAUAAGAAGGUAAAAUUAACAUUUGUGCAUCACAAGAAUCCUGGAGAAUGGCAAUAUAUGCUUGAAACAAGGAAGGGUGGAAGGGAAUAUGGAGUACGUUGGAAAAGAUUUGUCACUGAAAAUAAGCUGCAUAAAGGUGAUAUCUGUGUUUUUAAGUUGAUGAAUGGAAUCAAGCACAUUUUCAUGGUCUAUGUAAACAAAUAG
Cryptomeria japonica (Japanese cedar) is the source of this 846-nucleotide messenger RNA. RefSeq names its product putative B3 domain-containing protein Os03g0621600. The transcript is spliced from 5 exons. Gene Ontology annotation, molecular function: DNA binding. The record is from RefSeq and is a predicted model, not a curated record. Bases 1 to 846 code for a protein of 281 amino acids. NCBI's taxonomy places the organism in Eukaryota, Viridiplantae, Streptophyta, Pinopsida, Cupressales, Cupressaceae.